UUAAAUAAAACAGCUUUAAGAAAGCUCAGAAACAGAAAGUUAGAAUUCGUUUGCUGCGUAUAGUAUUCUCUUAUCAACAUUACAUUUACAUAACUUUCGUUUGUUUGUAAUUUCAAAUCUUUGUGUACAAAACUCUCUGAAGAAACGCCAUAACCCAGCAAAAUCAAUAUCGAGUGAAAGAACUAACAACGCCAAGAACAACAACAACCUCCAGAUCAUAAGGCAAACAACCUCUUUCUCAAUCAUACGUUUCAGCACUGUCAAUCGCACAACAAUCAUCAUGUCGGUCAGACGCACAAUGUCCACCUCCGCCAAUUCCGCCAAGGAGUGGCGGAAUUAUUUUAUGAGCACCCAUUUCUGGGGUCCAGUGGCCAAUUGGGGCAUCCCGAUUGCGGCAAUUGCUGAUACGCAAAAGAGCCCCAAGUUUAUCUCUGGCAAAAUGACAUUAGCCCUGACGCUCUAUUCGUGCAUCUUUAUGCGAUUCGCGUACAAAGUGCAGCCCAGGAAUUGGUUGCUCUUCGCAUGCCAUGCCACAAAUGCUUCGGCACAAGCCUUCCAAGGAUUGCGAUUCCUCAAUUAUCAGCGAACCCAACAGGCGGAGGCGUAGACAGACGACACUACCCUCCCAGUUGAGAUUCAGCGUGCGAUGCCAUUUUCAAUAUUUGCACAACUAACGAGGCGCAACAAAUGACACGACUAAUGAUGACUGCAAAAUCUGCUGCAGAGACACGCAACAAUGGAAAUAUCAUCAUCAACAACAUCAUCAUUAUUGCACUGCCAUUGUAAUAGUCUGUUAUUAUAUAUCCGCAUCAUCAAAUUAGCUGAAUCUCAACGAAAAUUGGCCAUACACUAUAUGGGUGCUACUUUAUCUGGACUUGGCCAUUUUUUAUUCCCAACUCUAAUCCGAUUCAGAAACGUGACGAGGCUAGACGUGUCUACGACGAUGUUGUGUUUAAAUCGAGUCCACGCUUUUCAUUCACUUCUAAUUAACAAAAAAGAAUCCGAUUUUCCCAAAUUUUACGUGCAAUAACUUUUCAGUACAAUUGUUGAAUAAAUAAGUCAUCAAAAGA
Molecule: messenger RNA, 1070 nt
Organism: Drosophila sulfurigaster albostrigata
Lineage: Eukaryota; Metazoa; Arthropoda; Insecta; Diptera; Drosophilidae
Gene: Mpc1
Product: mitochondrial pyruvate carrier 1
Exons: 3
Coding region: 281-607 (108 amino acids)
Biological process (GO): pyruvate import into mitochondria
Cellular component (GO): mitochondrial inner membrane
Source: RefSeq, a predicted model, not a curated record